Molecule: messenger RNA, 1155 nt
Organism: Panicum virgatum (switchgrass)
Lineage: Eukaryota; Viridiplantae; Streptophyta; Magnoliopsida; Poales; Poaceae
Product: MDIS1-interacting receptor like kinase 2-like
Exons: 3
Coding region: 1-1155 (384 amino acids)
Biological process (GO): protein phosphorylation
Molecular function (GO): ATP binding; protein kinase activity
Source: RefSeq, a predicted model, not a curated record
AUGGUUAGUUUGUCAGCACUUGAUGUGUCAUACAACAACUUGGAAGGGCCCCUUCCAACAGGGCAAGUAUUUCGUAAUGCCUCAAUAGGAUGGUUCCUCCACAACAAUGGUCUUUGUGAUAAUCUCUCCGGCCUUCCAAAAUGCUCUUCAGACCCAAAACUGCAGCACCACAACAGAAGAAUCAGCAGCUUGCUGCUAAGCAUUUCCAUUCCUUCAUGCAUAGUUACUAUUCUUGCAACUUUUGGAGUAAUUAGGAUUGUUAAGAGAAGUAAGAGACCACAAAGGACUGCAGCCCAUGAUAAAAGAGAUGUGUUUUUGGUGUGGAAUUUCGAUGGGAAACUAGCAUUUGAGGAUAUCAUUAAGGCAACAGAAAAUUUCAGUGAAAGAUACAUCGUUGGGUCAGGAGGGUACGGCACCGUCUACAAAGUUCAACUUCAAGAAGGGAGAUUGGUUGCAGUUAAAAAGCUUCAUGAAACUGAAGAAGAGAUUAGUGAUGAAAAGAGAUUUAUCAGAGAAAUCGAAGUAGGAAAUCUUCAUGAAACACUGGAAAAUGAUGAUCUAGCAAAGGAGCUAAACUGGCAGAGGCGAGCUGCCAUUGCAAGAGACAUAGCCCAAGCUAUGUACUACUUACACCAUGAAUGCAACCCACCAAUAAUUCAUCGUGACAUAACAAGUAACAACAUCGUGCUCGAUGCAGAUUUUAAGGCUUAUGUUGCAGACUUCGGCACAGCAAGGAUUAUAAAACCUGAUUCAUCAAACUGGAGCGAACUAGCAGGGACAUAUGGUUAUAUAGCCCCAGAGUUUUCAUACACAUCUGUGGUGAUGACGAAAUGUGAUGUCUAUAGCUUUGGUGUGGUUGUGCUGGAGAUUGUGAUGGGGAGAUACCCUAGGGAGCUGCAAUCCCUUGCUUCCCUGGGAGAGCAUAAUAAUCUUGCGAUGGAUUUACUGGACCAACGCCCAUCGUCGCCAACAUGUUUGGAGAAGAAAGAAAUUGCUCUGCUCAUCGAAGUGGCAUUUGCUUGCCUAGAAACGUCUCCUCAGUCAAGACCAGAAAUCCAAGAUGUCUAUCAGAAACUGAUUCGCCCCCAACCUUCAUAUUUUGCCUCACCUUCAGGUACAGUUACACUAGGACAAAUAACAGAUGGGAAAGUGUAG